This is a messenger RNA of Ceratina calcarata, 2433 nucleotides long. RefSeq names its product female sterile (1) Nasrat. The record is from RefSeq and is a predicted model, not a curated record. Lineage: Eukaryota; Metazoa; Arthropoda; Insecta; Hymenoptera; Apidae. The transcript is spliced from 8 exons. The annotation marks the transcript as partial.
AUGGAAUACGAGUUCAACACCGGCGCUGGAAAUCGAGAGGAACUCGUCGUGACAGACGUGUCUAUCCACGAAUUCAUAGAUCUACCGAAAACAGAAACGAAAUGGCAAUAUUUGAAUAUAAUCGGCAGCGAUUAUUUGUUUCGUGCAGAGGAGUCCACGCUUUAUUUCUACGAAGUGGACUUAGAUAAAAUUUGCAUAACGUAUUCCUCGAGCUUCGACGCAGAAGGCAAUAUAAUAUCGUACAGAGCAGUCAGCCUGCAACCGGAAAUGCAUUUGAUAGUUUUAUGCGUGGAAUCGAGAAACGCGACCACUUUGCAAUGGCUGUACGAUGAAAUUCCGAAAUUGAAAACAGACAGAAUUCAAGUUUGUCCUAUUCACGAAACCGCAUCACUCGCUGUUCAAGGCUCGAACCACGUUUUAUUUUAUGAAGAUCGGAACGUUACCGAAGGGAGUAGUUUCCGCGAAUUGCAGAGCAUAAAAUCGUAUAAUUUAAGCAAUUUCGUCUGUUUCGAAAGUGGAUACCUUUCGUUCCUGGCAAUAUCUGGCCCGGAAGCUGGCCUGUUCCACUUCGUGAACGACGAGUUCGAAUUCAACACAGAAUCUGAAUCUAAUUUCGAUUAUCCAGAAAUUGCUUGGAUCGAGAGUAUAAGACCAGAUUCCUAUAGAGAGGAAUCUUUAUUGUUGAUGCAAUUAAAAAAUUCUACUGUGCUCGCUCUGACCUGGCAAGGUUUCAGUUUUAAGGGAACUCAUUUGCCAAAUAAGAAUCUCGAUCAGUUCGAUCUUUCUAAAAUUAUACCAAUUCCAAAAUACGGUUUCAUGCACGGCAAUCAAUUGGUGAAAAUUCACACUCAGUUGAAAGAUGUUAUACACCCUGUCCAAUAUUCUACACAGAGACUGUUGCUCUUGCAAAGUUUACUAGAAGAAACGUUGAAUCAUCAAGACAGAAUUCUUAACGAGACAGAAGCUCGUAUCGAGAAAAGUUACUUGAAAAACCCAGUCACCGGAUUCUGGAAUAUUAGCGUAGCAGACGUGACAAAUGCAACCUUUUCUAAAAACGUAUCUUAUGGCCAGAUCACUAUAGGCAACGCGAAUUUAACACCCGAAGACGUGGGAUUCGACAUAGACAAUUUUGAGAAACGAUUAAAGAGUGUAAAGCAAAAACUGAUUGAAAUUGAUUCGAAUUUGGCUAAAGCGAAUCAGUUGGAUUUCGAUUCGGAUGUAGAAAUAUUUGGGAAUAUAAAUUUCGCUGGAAGUCUGACAGUCGAGAAUUUAACUGCAGAGUUCAUUAAUGACGUUAGCAUGAACGAUUCCUCGUCCCACGAUGAUUCUACUACGAUUGAAGAGACUUUCGAUUUCAUUCAAGCUGAGAAUCUCACGGUGUAUUCCGUGAAUGGUAUCCCAUUUAAAGAUAUUCUGUUCAGCGACGCUAUAAAAGAUUAUCGUCAUGUGAACUUUAGUGAAAUAAAUAAAGUGGAAGUGAAUGGAGAUAUUUCCUUCGAGAACAUCAACGGGAUUGAUUGGAAGAUUUUGAUGAGAGACAUCGUAUGGAAAGACGAGCCUAAAGUCAUUCCUGGAAACACUGUCAUCGAAGGGAUCCUGACCACAGACACCUUCGAUUUAAAUCAAAUAAAUGGCCUAAAAUACCCAGAAGACUUCGUCCUGGCCCAUAAAAAUGGCGAGGCGAUUGUAACUGGAUUAAAGACGUUCAACACGUUAAUAACUUCACGUUUAGAGGACGUGAAAACCCUAAAUGGUUUAGAUUUUGAUGAAUACGUAAUCCUAGAUAAGCAUAAUGUAUUGAAAUCGAUUUCCUUCGAGAAUUUAACAAUUGAUGAAGAGUUAAGGAUGGAUUGCGAGAUGGAAGGAUUUAAUCAAACGGGUUACCUGUUGUUGAACGAGACGAAUAAGAUUUCGUCUGACAUCAGGUUCAUAAAUUUGACAGUCUCCGGCGAUGUCACGUUCGAUACGCUAUUUAUGGAUAAAAAAUUACUCAAUUUGAAUGAUUUGUUAUUAAAAACCGAGGAGAACGUUGAGAUCACAGGGACUAAGACGUUCCUAGGCAAGGUCGAGAUGAAGUCCGACGUUACUAUUACAUCCGGCAUGAUUAAUGGGCAUUUGAUAGAAGAAUUCGUGACUUACGAUACAGAACAGACGUUCCCAAAUUUAAAUAAAAUAUUGGCGAACGUCACUUUUGGAAACGUCAUUUCCGGAGCCGUUGAGAAGUUCGAAGCAUUCUUCGAAGAGAAUAAAAAUGCUGAUAAUUGUUUAGAAAAAAUUCUGAUAUUCAAGCAUCCAAUCAUCGUAGACGAACUGACUUUCAAUACUAUAAACAAUGAUACUUCGUACGAUGAGUUCCAUCGGAAAUUAAACGAAACAUUGAAGAACGUUGUUUUCGAGAAUUUAAUCGUCGACAAUAUAACUGCUAAUAAGAUC